Molecule: messenger RNA, 438 nt
Organism: Fulvia fulva
Lineage: Eukaryota; Fungi; Ascomycota; Dothideomycetes; Mycosphaerellales; Mycosphaerellaceae
Exons: 1
Coding region: 1-438 (145 amino acids)
Source: RefSeq, a predicted model, not a curated record
AUGAGCACGCAAUCGACAAGAACGCCGCCUACUUCAACCCCGGAGAAGGCUGCGCCCCCCUCGAACAAGUCACCGCCAACCACGCCAAAUCAAAGUCAAGGAAACGCCGGCACUCAAGAUUCGACCGACUUCCUCGACCAGUUCAUCGACAACUUCGACACCCCAGAUUCGCCGUCUGCAGGAGGAUCGCAAAAGACCCCUGCGAAGAAGAAGAAGCGCGUCGGCUGGGCGGGCAAGACUAAAGGAUAUAGCUACAAGGUAUCGAAGCAGGGCAAGUCUAAAGGUACUGGUCCAGCAAAAGCAUCUUCGGCCGCGCCAAGGAGAGUUUAUAAGCACACCGAGCUGCCCGACAUCGCUGCUGGAGACCUAGCGACAACGAGGAGCACAAGGUCUGCGAAAGGUGAACAGACGUUUCAUGCUUUGCCAUACCCAAAGUAG